Messenger RNA from Pistacia vera, 2026 nucleotides. RefSeq names its product receptor-like protein 9a. The transcript has 7 exons. The record is from RefSeq and is a predicted model, not a curated record. Bases 535 to 1458 code for a protein of 307 amino acids. NCBI's taxonomy places the organism in Eukaryota, Viridiplantae, Streptophyta, Magnoliopsida, Sapindales, Anacardiaceae. Gene Ontology annotation, molecular function: protein binding.
UGAUCUCUCUUGAUCUCUCCUAUACAAGAAAUCAGGAAAUGGGAGAGUGGUAUCUAAAUGUUUCUUUGUUUUCUCCCUUCCAUGAACUGGAGAGACUUGAUUUAAGUGGAAAUCUUAUAGCCGGUUGCAUCGAGAACGAAGGUUUUUCCAUCCUUACUUUAAAUAAUGAAAUUUACUUCUAUGUCUUUAUUAACAAGAAUUGUUUUGUAGGUUUUCAAAGAUUAUCACACUUGUCUAAUCUCGUGCAUCUUGACCUUAGCUACAAUAUGCUCAAUGACAUCCACGUUUUAUCAUGUUUGAGUGAACAUUCAACUUUCGAGAAUUUAAUCUAGAUUAAAAGAACUAAACCACUUUAAUCAUAACGUUCUUUUAAGUGACAUAACUUUUAUUUUCACUUUUAUAUUUAGAUUGAUAAACAAAACUAUGUACGUUUAUUAGUAUUAUUACUAUUAUUAUUCGACUUAUUUCAGUUUCAAGGUUGAGUAACUUGGAGUAUCUACGCUUAAACUUAAUAAAGUUGUUAAUUAAGUUUUGAUGAUACAAGUUAAAUUAAUUUUUACUUGGAAAUUAAUAAUCUCCUAUACAAAAAAUCAUGAUUUAGGAGAGUGGUAUCUAAAUGUUUCUUUGCUUUCUCCAUUCCAAGAACUGGAGGAACUUGAUUUAAGUCACAAUCUUAUAGCUGGUUGCAUCGAGAACGAAGGUUUUGAAAGAUUAUCACACUUGUCUAAUCUCGUGCAUCUCAACCUUGCAUACAAUAUGUUCAAUGACAUCCACGUUUUAUCAGUUUCAAGGUUGAGUAACUUGGAGUAUCUACGCUUAAGCGGUAACAUAUUCAACAAUAGCAUAUUAUCAUAUGUGUCUACUCUGUCAUCGUUAAAACAACUACAUCUGUAUGACAUUGGAUUGAAAGGCAUCAUUGAUCUUCAAGAAUUGGACUCUUUGAGCAACUUAGAGGAGCUGUCCAUGGGAGAAAAUGGGAUUAAAAAAAUUGUAUUCUCCAAAGGUGAAACAAGUUUGAGGAAGUUGAAUGCAGUUUAUCUAUCGGAUUUGAUUAUUAGUGAUGGAAACCGUCUCUUUCGGACAUUGGGCUUAUUCCCAUCCCUAAAGUCUAUUGAAUUAUGGUUUAUCAACUUUACUGGAGCAGUUACUACUUAUGAUAUGCGGAGUUUCAAGAAUUUGGAAAGUUUGUCGAUGUAUGAGACUCUGUUCAACAAUAGCUUUUAUCAAAUCAUUGGGGCCAUGACUUCUCUUCAGAAUUUAACAAUGUGGGAUUGUACUUUCAAAGACACACUACUUUAUCCAGGUUUGCCUACUUUCAAGAAUUUAAAACUUUUGGCCAUUGAAGGAAUUGCUCUCAAUAAUAUCUUGAUUCCAUUGUUAAACGGAUCAUUGAAUUCUCUUGAGACUCUAAAUCUGUAUGAUUGUAAUCUUACAAGCACAUUACUUGAGCAAGGUUAAUACUUCUCUUUCUCCUUACCAAUUGACUUGUUUUUAAUAACUUGUAUAACUAGUUUUCUUCUAGAAAAUAACUUGUCCCACAAAUUAGGCAUAAAAUUAGUUAGGAGCAUGAAUCAUUUGCAUAUUAGAAUUCUAGAUUAAUCAUAUAUAUCACAUAUUAUCUAACAAGAACAUUCAAUUAACAUCCUGCAUUUUUUGAGUAAUAUUGUUCACAGUUUUGCCUGCUUUCAAGAGUUUGAAACAUGUGAGUUUGGGCGACAUGGCUCUCAACAACUUCCCUGCGAUACUCAAUGGAUCGUGCAAUUCCCUUGAGAGUCUAUCUCUGUCCUAUUUUAAUCUAACAAACACAUUACUUGAGCAAGGUUAAUACUUCUCUCCUCUUACAAGUUUAAUUAAUUUUUAGUUUCCAAUUAAAUCAAGCAUAACCUAUUAAUAAGUAAUUUAUAAAUUAGCAGUUGACUCUUUUCAAUAACUUUUAUAACUACUUUAAGGGAUUUAUUACUAAACCCCCAUAGUUUUCAUAAAAUAUCUAAGCUCCCGCCAAUAUCAGAAAUAUAAAACUAACCCC